Molecule: messenger RNA, 321 nt
Organism: Kluyveromyces lactis
Lineage: Eukaryota; Fungi; Ascomycota; Saccharomycetes; Saccharomycetales; Saccharomycetaceae
Gene: RPP1A
Product: ribosomal protein P1
Exons: 1
Coding region: 1-321 (106 amino acids)
Biological process (GO): cytoplasmic translation; translational elongation
Cellular component (GO): cytosolic large ribosomal subunit; ribosome
Molecular function (GO): ribonucleoprotein complex binding; protein kinase activator activity; structural constituent of ribosome
Source: RefSeq, a predicted model, not a curated record
AUGUCUGUUGAAACUGCUUUGUCUUACGCUGCUUUGAUCUUGGCUGAUGCUGAUAUCGAAGUCUCUUCUGAAAAGUUGUUGGCUUUGACUGAAGCUGCCAACGUCCCAGUUGAAGGUAUCUGGGCUGAUAUCUUUGCUAAGGCUUUGGCUAAGCAAAACAUCAAGGACUUGUUGGUCAAGUUCGAAGCUGGUGCUGGUGGUGCUGCUCCAGUUGCUACUGGUGGUGCUGCUGCCGGUGCCGAAGAAGCUGCUGCUGAAGAAAAGGAAGAAGAAGCCAAGGAAGAAUCCGAUGAUGACAUGGGUUUCGGUUUGUUCGAUUAA